AUGGUUAGUGAUGAUGUUGAUAACUUUUUGGCCCAUUUAAGUCGCAAGCGUGCUAGAGACGAAGAAGAAAAUAAGAAGAAAAUGACAAUUAUUCUUAGUACCAUUACAUGUAUCAUUGCCAUUGUUGGAGCAUGGGUCAUUGGUUUUGACUAUGAUCGUUCUAAGGAAACAAUUAGCUGGCAAUUUAAUAGUGUAUUGCGUGCAAUGAUGAGAAUUAGUCAAGAAUAUUUGAAACUUCAGCCAUGUGAUAUUGGUGGUUCAGAAAGAGACAAGUGGAAGUGGUUUGAGAAUUGUAUUGGAGCACUUGAUGGAACUCACAUUCCAGUAACAAUGUCUGUUGAGGAUAGACCAAGAUAUCGAAAUAGAAAGGGCGAUAUUUCCACCAAUGUUUUAGGAGUUUGUGAUCCAUAUCUAAAAUUCAUCUAUGUACUAUCUAGAUGGGAGGGUUCUGCUUCUGAUUCUCGUGUUCUAAGAGAUGCUUUGGCCAGGGAUAAUUUGUUUCAAGUUCCAAGUGAUAACUACUAUCUUGUGGAUGCCUACUAUGCUAAUGGACCUGGUUUUUUAGCACAUUAUCGAGGAACUAGAUAUCACUUAAAUGAAUGGAUUGGAAACAAUCGUCCUGAAAAUUACAAAGAGUUAUUUAACUUGCGUCAUUCAAUUGCAAGGAACGUAAUUGAAAGGAUUAUAAAUGCAUGCUUUGUGUUGCAUAACUUCAUUCGAAUCGAGCAACACAAUGACCAUGUGUUACAAGAUCAAGAUAUGGAGAAUCUAGCUUCUGUGGAUCAUGAGAUAUCAAAUCAUUCUACAGUAGAGGGUAACGCAAAUAGGAUUACAAGUGUUCAAGUCAUUGAUCAAUGGACUACUUUCCGUGACACAUUAGCAAUGCAGAUGUUUCUUGAUUAUCAAGCACGAGGCGCCACUAAUUCAUGA
This is a messenger RNA of Prunus dulcis (almond), 930 nucleotides long. Its product is annotated as putative nuclease HARBI1. The record is from RefSeq and is a predicted model, not a curated record. Bases 1 to 930 code for a protein of 309 amino acids. The transcript is spliced from 5 exons. Lineage: Eukaryota; Viridiplantae; Streptophyta; Magnoliopsida; Rosales; Rosaceae.